UGAACGACGUAUUCAUAGCGACCGACGCAAUUCGAAAAUAAAAAACAAAAAAUACGAAAUUGUCAAAUCUGACAUAAAAAGAGAUAUGAAGGAACAAAGCAAAGACACUAAGAGAACGGGAAUUUAUCGACUCAGGGGGGAAAUCACCGACUUGCGGUUGGACAUCAAGCUGCGGCACCUGAGCGAAUGGCUGCCAGUCCCAAAGCUGGACUACGCUGGAGCCGCAGUCUAUAGCACUCCCCCAGCCAGCAGCAGCACCGAUGACUUCGGCCCGGAGAUCUGGAGCGACUGCUUCAUCUUUGUGCCAACGUGCGACGAUCCCAUCUUUAGCCAGGGCUAUGGUAAGCAGGCCUACUACAACUAUUACUAUCCGGCCAAGGGCAGCUCGAGCAGCUUCCGACGCAGUUAUAGCUCAUUGGCUAGUUCCCGGGGACAAUUACCCACUUCGGUCAGCUCCCGACGCAGCUACAGCACAUUAGCCAGUCCCCAGGGACACGUAUCCACUACGGCACGCUCGUACGACCACACGCAGGAGCCAGUGCCAGAGCUUGAGCUGAAGCAGGAUCGCCUUGCAGAGACGGAGACUGAGACGGAGAGCCAGGAGCAGAACAAGUGGAACGUGAUCAGUGAGGCCGGUCGGGCUUUCUACGCGCUCAACAAGGAGCUGUGCAACGGGUGCACGGCCAACCUGCAGAUUGCCUGGCAGCAGAAGCACUUUAGUCGCGCGGAGCUGGAGACCUACGGCCAAGUGCGAGCCGCUUGCAUUACGAAGCUGCAGCAUCGCUACCACCGCUGGGCCCAGGACAUCUUCCAGCUGCAGCAGCUCCAUCUACAGCUGGAGGAGCAGCAGCAGGAGCUGGCGAAGAAGGAAUUGGCGCAUGUGCACCGCAAGAUACGAAAAACGAAGCGCUGGCGCAGUGAGUCAUCCAGGAUGUCGUGGUUCCCCAACGGGAGUAACUCCUCGGCGUCCAUGUCCCAGGUGUCGUUCGUAGAGGAUCCGAACUUCGCGGCCCGCACCUGUCUCAUCCACACGCUGAUAGAUGCGGACGGCGAGGAGAACCUGCCAACAGAAGCGCGUCAGCUCCACGCCGACGGCUUUCAGGUGAUGUACGUGUACGCCGACCUGCAGGAGGACACUCUGCUUGUGACCCUCCGGUACUCACCUGCGCUGGGGCUGCUCUACGUCUAUCCGGACUUCACCUGCAGCGCCGACGACAUGGACUACGAGUUUGUGAUCGACAGGGUCGACGACUGCCGCCAGCUCUACUGCUACGGCUUCCAGAGCGUCUCGCCGCUGGAGGCGGUGGUCGACGUGGAGUGGAACCUGCGGAUGGAGACCAUUCUGCUGAAUAACCGGAACGCAGAGGACCACCAAGGGAAAGAGGAGCACGUGCAGUCGGAUGAGAAAAUUCCUUUGCCAGCGAAUUCCACCUCGCAGGAGCUUCUUGACUACUUCCAGCUCCAGCGGGACCUCGCCACGGAACUGCGUGUCCUAAGACACUUCGAGACGCCGCCCAAGCGGAUGCGCUGCAUCUCCCUGCUGCUGAAUAUACAGGAGGCCCAGCACUUCGAGCACCCAAACAUCCAUGUGCGUUACCACAUCCAGCCGCCUCCUCACACCCUUGUGGAGACGAUGGCCACCGGCAAUAAUCCGUUCCCGUUGCGUGGCGCCACUGCCACCUGCCAGGGCGCGGGCGAUGCCCGUUGUGCUCACCUUGCGCACUGCUGGCAGCUGACGCUGCUCUGCGAGGAGCAGUUCGAUCCCGUCCACCUGCUUCACGUCUACUUCGAGGUAAUCAGCAUAGACGGAUGGCAGCGCGAACGCUGCGAGGGCUAUUCCCACUUCGCCUGCUCCCUGGUGGACCCGCUUCCGCCGUCGUCCAGUGAAGGCCUUCGGCUGCCGUGCAUACGUCCGCUGGGCAGCUGGCUGGACACCCUCAACCGCUACUUUAUUGGCGGCCGCCAGAACUUCGACUUUGUGGCCUACUUCAGGGGCCGAUCCAAACCACAAUCCAGACUCAACACGCGCCUCAGUCUGGACACCGCAAAUGCCAUGCGGAACACUGGGUCGCUGCUCUUUCGCAUUCGUAAGCUGCAGCAGCGCCAGCCGGAGUUGCUGCUCCAGAUGAAGAUGCAGCUGGGCCUGAAAAGCAGCGAGGAAAGCAAGACGGACAAGACUUCCACGCUGGACGAGGUGAUAGCUGCCUUUGUGCAGGCAAGGGAUCGCAUCCGGGCGCUCUUGGCCUGUUCCGUUUCGUAUUUUGCUUCAAUGCAAAAACUGACUUAGUCCAAAAACUGUUCACUACGAUUCGUAAACGCAAUAGAAAAUAAAAUAAGAUUACCACUACCACUUAGCCCAUUAAAUACAGAUGUUGCAUAUUUAUGUUGAAAGUAAGUUUGACGGGUAACUAGAUACCUAAAGGAUUUAAUGUUUAGUACUAAAAAGGGAUACUUUUUUGGCGUUGAAAUCGUUUAUACAAAAAGAAUAACACGAGUAAUAUAAUAGAAAACAGAACCAA
Drosophila obscura is the source of this 2519-nucleotide messenger RNA. It is a transcript of the gene Mks1, whose product is annotated as Meckel syndrome type 1 protein homolog. Gene Ontology annotation, cellular component: MKS complex. The transcript has a single exon. Gene Ontology annotation, biological process: cilium assembly. The coding region runs from base 86 to 2287 and encodes 733 amino acids. The record is from RefSeq and is a predicted model, not a curated record. Lineage: Eukaryota; Metazoa; Arthropoda; Insecta; Diptera; Drosophilidae.